GGUGUUUCGAGCUUUGAGAGAGUGUGACCGCUUUUGUUCUUUACUUAUUCGAUGGGCCAGUUCAGGGAUCCAGAAUUAGCCUUGGCGAAGGAGGUAAUUCUCCAAGCACAGGCGCAGACGACAAAAUGGGUCACGAUGACGUUGGUGCUUUCGUGUGUGGGGGUACUGGGGGUGACAGGGAUCAUGAUGGGGGUCUACCUGUCCGGGAACCUUGGAAAGGGAGACGAUUCAGAUGAUUCAGUCAAUCUUCCCGUAUUAUCACAAGCAAUGAAAGGAGCCAAUUUGGAGAGCGACGUAUCACAGAAUCACUUGGAUCUUAGUUUAUCAGACCCUAUUAAAGCACCCAAUCCAUUGCAUUCCACAACGCCUCAUUCUGAUGAUGAUGACGACCAACAUUCGCUUUCCAAUUUGAAUAAGCUGAAUGCAAAACAGGAUGACAAAGGUUUUCUAGCUAGUCAACUGCAUCACUUGAACAUGAUAGGAAAAGAAAUGCUAAUGCUUCCGCAUCUGACCCGAAAACCAAACGCAAAACCAAUUAUUUUACCACCACCUGCAACACAAGAAGAUAUAACGACAUCACUUCCCGUGGAAAAACUUACAGUUCCCGGAAAUACAGCGCCGAUGCCGAAUGCAGUUACCUUUGACACAACGAUAAGGGACUUCACCAUCUCCUCGAACAUUAACUCAAUCACGAACAAUUUUCUUGGUGAUGUUCGGGACACGCUUCACGAGAGUUUCUUUCAGCAACUUUCUCCAGAUAAUUAUGACGAUAAUAGCUAUGAAUUCAACAGUCAAGAAAAGACAGAGAUAUCAGAAGAAGAUUCGGACCAAGAGGUUUCGGUAGAAGACAACACAUCGGAAGAGACUACAAUUAGGGAAACACCUGGCACAGACAAGGAUGGGAGCAGUUCGAAAGAGCAAGUCAACUCUGGGAUAAUUUCUUCCGAAACUCAAAUUGAUGAGCAAUCGUCAACGGAAAAUGCAGACGAUAAAUCAUCUUCAGAGGAACAAACUGCAGAUGAUUCAACUGGAGAGGAUACCGUUGUAAAUAACAUAUUGGCUACAGAUUCCAAAUCAUCGGAAAAUCAAAGCAACGACGAACAAUCAGAAGCAAGCAAAGAAAAAGAUUCGUCAUCAGAGGAGGAUAGCAACGAAAAACAAAUAUCAAAAGAAACUGACGAUAACAGUGAUAUGUAUGAAGGCAAGGACAUAUCCACACAAGAUAAUGGCAGUUCAAACGAGGUAGAAAUUAUAAAACAAGCAGAACUAGAUUAUGAUGAUAGUUAUGAAUUUGAACACAUUCUCACUGAUGAGAAAUUUAAAUCAUUUGUAGCCACAUCUUUAACCUUACCUGAGAAGAUAAAAUCCACAGAAACAUCAGAGAGUAGUGCUAUCUCUAUUGAAAAUGACAAAAUUUCUAGUCACGACAGUUAUGACUCAGCUGAACGAAAUUCGGCAGGAAGAAUUGAAAUUGAGGGCAAAGACGCAAAUGCAGACAUAUCAAAUAGCUAUGAGUUUAAUUCUGCUGAGGCAUCAAAUAGUGGUGAUCAUUCUCCCGAAAUAGCAAUUGCAGUUUUAGAGAACAGAAACUCUAAACAGAGAGACAGUGAAACCAUAGACAGCGAAAAUGUCUCAGAUAAAGUAAAAUUAUCUCUAGGCAAUAAACAUGGAGGAUACAGUUAUGAAGAAAUAAGUUCAAAGUCUGCUAGUGAUGAAUCAAUUGUCACUGAGCAAACAAAUGAUAAAAGCCAACAUGAUAGUGCAGAAUCCACUAUAGAAAAUAAAUCGAACGAAAGCGAGAAAUCAUCAGAAGAACUUAAAGACAACAGCAAAGAAAACGACAAGCAGGAGUCUGGAAUAAUUCAAGACGCCAUUUCCAGUGAAAGCAGUGAAGAUUCUGAUUCCAGUGAAAAUUCAUCUAAGAAAGAAAGUAUGGAAACUGUUUCUAACAGCAAAUUAGAGAAAAGUUCUGAAACCGUGGAAAGCAAGGAAGGUAAUGAAGUUUCAACUCUUACAGAAACCUCAAAAAGUGACGAAGAUUCUUCGGUCGAAGUUAAUUCGAAUGAAAAUAGCAUUGCAAAAUCUGACAUUUCAAAUGAUGAACAUUCAGACAGUGCUGAUAAGUCAUCUUUGAUAAACUAUGAGUCGGAAGAAAGCAAGGAAGAUUCGGAGCAAGACAGCAAAGAAAACAGUAGAGAUAAAGUUAAUACCUCAAGCAAUGACCACUCAUUGGAAGACAGAAACAACGAUGAACAAACAGAAGAAUCGUCUCAACAUUUCGAACAGACAUCAAAGCAGAGUGAAUCUGUCGACAGCUCCUGGAUCAACGGGAAAGAUACCGAUGAUUCAUCUGAAGAGAAUAGCAGCAACAAAGAAAGCACUGAAGAUAUUGAUGACAAUUCAAAAGCUGGAGGAACAUCAAUUGAAAAUCUUGGCAAAGACGCAACAGAAUCUGAGACAAGUGAAAGCUCAAACAACGAUGAUACUUCUACCAAAAGUGGUGAAGAUUCUAUGAUCAAUAUGAUGCUAAAUAUUGAAAACAAAUCAAGCAAUGAUAAAUCACAACUUGAUGAUUCGAACGAAAAUGAUAAUAAUGUUGACAGCGAGAGUAAUGAGAGCGUUUCUUCUGAGCUUAUCGCUACGGCGCAACGGAUUCAGUCCUCUUUCCUAGAAUCAAAAGAAAAAGGCAAUGAAGGUUCUUCUGAAGAAAGUACCGUGAUCAGUGGCGGCCAAGACUUAAAACUCAAUUCAAAUGAAUUCAGUAGUAACCAGUCUCAAAAAGACGAAAGUGAAGAAUCUGUAGACAGUGAAGAGAAAAGUAAUGAGAAGAGCGAGUCAGUAAACGAUAAACACUCAGAGGAAGAUAACUCAAGUCAACACUCAAAACAAGAUGAAUCAAGUCAACACUCAAAUCAAGAUAACUCAAGUCAACACUCAGAACAAGAUGAAUCAAGUCAACACUCAGAACAAGAUGACUCAAGCGUACACUCAGAACACGAUGACUCAAGUCAACACUCAAAUCAAGAUGACUCAAGUCAAAACUCAGAACAAGAUGACUCAAGCGUACACUCAGAACACGAUGACUCAAAUCAAGAUGACUCAGAACAAGAUGAAUCAAGUCAACAUUCAGAACAAGAUAAAACAAGUCAACACUCAGAACAAGAUGAUUCAAGCGAACACUCAGAACAAGAUGACGCAAGUCAACACUCAAAUCAAGAUGAUUCAGAACAAGAUGAAUCAAGUCAACAGUCAGAACAAGAUGAAGCAAGUCAACACUCAAAUCAAGAUGACUCAAGUCAACACUCAGAACAAGAUGACUCAGAUCAACACACAGAACAAGAUGAAUCAAAUCAACACUCAAAACAAGAUGACUCAAUUCAACACUCAGGACAAGAUAAAUCAAGUCAACACUCAGAACAAAAUGACUCAAGUCAACACUCAGAACACAAUGAAUCAAGUCAAAAUUCAGAUCAAAAAACCUCAAAUCAACUCUUAACACAAGAUAAAUCAAAUCAACACUCAGAACAAAAUGACUCAAGUCAAGACUCCAAACAAGAUGAAUCCAGUGAAGGCAGUGCAAAAUCAACCGAAAACAUGGCUUCCAACCUCCUAGAAUCGAACGAACAUAACGAAAAAGACGAAUCGUCAAAAGAAAAAACAGAUGAAGGGAAAGAAGAUGAUUUAUCAGAUGAAACAUCAGAUGAGUCAAACAAUUCAAAGAAUCCAGAUGGUUCUGUUUCGAAAGAAAAUACAAAGAUUUCGUCACGGGACUCAACAGAAAGCGAAGAGUCGACGGAGGAAACCAGAUCCCAAAAUGCCGCCAGUGUCUUAGAAAAUAACUUUGAUCAUGUUGAUUUCAACUACCCUAAUCCUUUCACAUCACAAUAUUCUAAUAUUUACAGUUCUUUGUAUUACGAUUCUUAUUAUGAUGAUUUACUUAAAAGUGGAAAUGAUCAUAAAAAUUCAAAAGAGACCACCGAUUCCGAUGAUACCAAGGUAUCGCCUAAUGUUAGUUCUAAACAAGAUGAAUCUGGUGAAAAAUCAAGAGAGUCUAAAGAAUCAAAUGAUCCAUCAACACAAAAUGAGGUCAGGCGACCCGGUAGCAAACAAAGUAGUGAUGAGAUUAUAGAAGAGGCAGCAGGAAUACCGUCGAGUAAUGCAGGGGACAACUACUACGAUGAUAAUAUGUAUUUUGAUUUUCUUGGUGGGCUUCUUGAAAAAAGCAGAAUGAAUAACAAUAACCACAAAAUACCUAGCACUGUCUCUAACGAUGAACAUCAGUCAUCUGACGAAAGAAUGGAAAAUAUAAACAAGGAUGACAAUCAAGAAGACGUUCCGACUCGUACAGAUAGCCGAGAUGACAGCUCAGAGACACAAGAUUCAAAUGGUGCAAUUUACACCAAUCCUUGGGCAACAGUGCAGCAUAACCAGAGAAAAGAACCAGAUGAUGCUAUGUCACAAUUCUUUAAUUUUGCUGCCACACGAAAUCCAAUGGAAAAUGGUGUCAUCCAUGGAAUCACCAACGGCUUUGAUGGUGUAAUGACUACAACAAGGCCAAUCGUUCCUGCAGCUGAUUACUACGACGAUGAUGAAGAAUCUCAACGUGAAAGAUCUUUAGGUUUCGUCGGCGCCUCAGAUGAUCAACAUGGUGGUAUUUCUUCGUUGCAUAACGGGCAUGUGCAAGACAAUACUUAUACGCAUAACCAGCACUUUUCGUUGAAUAAUGGCAAUGCACAUUCAGGGAAUUUUGGAGGUGGCAUGUUUUCAGGAAAUCAAAAUUUCGGACUUUUCAAUCAUUUUGAAAAAACUCUAACGAAUAUCCAACAAAAUAUCCCAUCUUUGAAUAAUGACCAGUCUUUUUCAUUUUCCGGUUUUAACCAACAAACAGAAAAUGGGGGUUCAAAUAAUGGCCAUUCACAAGAUUUUGUACGUCAUAUAGAUGGUUCAGUAUACAACAAUGGAAACUUUAAUGAUAACCAAUGGCCGAUGCAAGAAAACAAUUUCCAAGGAGACUUGAAUCAAAAUUUGCAUCAAAUUGAACCUCAUCAGUGGAACCCACACCACACAGGAAACGAACAAUCUCUAACAGAAAGUAUUCCAGCCACAGAAAACAGUCUACAGACAAAUUCCUUAUCUGCCACAGGAUUCGAUCUCUUAUCAAGUUCUCCAUCCGCCACAGGAAGUGUCCUUUCGCCAAGUAUUUCGUCCCACACAUCAAAUGAACAUUUGCCAAGUUCUUCACUCACCCCUCAAAACUCAGGGAGCGAGCACUGGUCAACAGGUGAUAUGCAAGCCUCACCAAUUGAAGCCAGUCGACAAGACAGAAACAUAUUUCUGGAUCCACAAACUAACUACUUCAGUAACAGUGUGCACAGAAGCGCAUUUGGAGCUCCAAACGACCAGUUAGACUUUGAUAUAAACUUCAAUAAUGGAAACAACCCGAUGAUUGCAAAUCAACCUACGAUCAACAAUCGGCCUGUUUCGCACGAUCAACAAUUUUACCAGGAUAACAACCAAUUUUCCGUUCAGAGUGGUAACGGUGCGUCUUUUGGAAUGGUUCAAAACAUCCCUGCUUCAUCCCAGCAGAUGCACGUCACUAACGAAGAUAGCGAGGAAAAAAAUGAUGAAUCAUUUUCAGGUUCACACAGAUCAUCUUUAUCAUCAAAUGUUCAGCCUUCAAAUGUCUAUAGAAAUCCGUAUGCUGAUGAUAAUUUCGAUGAUGACCAUCAUGAAAGUCAUCAGUACGCUAACCAUAAUCAGGAAAGAACAAAUAACCAUAAUGAUGAUGAAAACGAUGACAGCAGUGAGAACAAUAAUGAAAAUGACGACGACACAGAUCGAUGAAAAUAAUUAUGCUGACUUUCGAAAUGCAUAUAUUCGCGAUUUUGGCGUUUUCUCGUAUACAAGUUAAAGUUGUAAAAACGUCAAAUGAGGAACUGAGAUAAAGUGCAAUCAAAUGUACAUAUAGCGCCAAGUCGCGUUCUGGACUUCCAAGCUGUCAUGUCCUCCAAGACAUUUCUAUGUUGACCUACCACGAUUUGAAUUUAUACCAGAAAAUUGUUGCAAUGAAGUAUACUAGUAGUACAACAUUAUGCCCUAUUUCUACGCACUCAUUUGAAACCUGGUAAAAAAAUAUGACUAAAAAUAGCACUUUUUGGUUAAAUUAAAUUUAACGAAAUGUACAGUGGAUGUCCAAAAAUUAUCUUAUCGAAUCAACUGCUUCUUUGAUGACAAUCAUUGCACGAGUUUUCAUAUCAACUUUGAUUUUGCUGCGUUUUGUUUAUGUCUCUGAUUUUCAACGACAUGAAUUGGCGGGAUAUUUAAUUGAGUCAGAAUUAUGUGAACAUUUCUAUUGGUUAGAGAUAUGACAUUUGUGAUCCUGUUAUUAUGCGCAGUAUAUUAAUUUUUGUAUACUUUUCUGAUUUGUGACCAACAUAUUUGUUUUUACAUGAACUUAGUUCCUGUACAUUUAAAUCAUCCAGUUUGCCAUACAGAACUCGUCUUCAUAAUCUAUGUACAUUUAUUUGACUGCUAAAUAUGGAUGAGUGUCUACGAGUGGACGAGUCGCUGAUUUAUAAUUAACAUUUGCCUUAAUUAACUUUUAUUUGUUUGGGACUUAAUUUCCGCAAGAUUUAUACGUACAUUGAUGACAUUCAGCAUCAAUAAAAUGUUUUAUGAUACGGUCAACUUCGAAGAGAAAAAGAGUCUUGGUUUACCAUUGUGUGCUUGAGAGAAUGCAUGUUAUUUUUUAUUAUCGCCUCUUUCAUUAUUUACUGUGCUGGACACAAAUUCCGUGGGUAAAAUGAGCUGGUUUUGUUUUAUCUACAAAGUUGUUAUAUUUAUUUAAACAUUAGAUAAAUAAAAAUGUAUACCUAA
Messenger RNA from Magallana angulata, 6876 nucleotides. RefSeq lists its product as uncharacterized. The transcript is spliced from 4 exons. NCBI's taxonomy places the organism in Eukaryota, Metazoa, Mollusca, Bivalvia, Ostreida, Ostreidae. The coding region runs from base 52 to 5844 and encodes 1930 amino acids. The record is from RefSeq and is a predicted model, not a curated record.